Pygocentrus nattereri (red-bellied piranha) is the source of this 697-nucleotide messenger RNA. RefSeq names its product fatty acid binding protein 4a (gene fabp4a). Gene Ontology annotation, molecular function: fatty acid binding. Gene Ontology annotation, cellular component: nucleus; cytosol. The transcript has 4 exons. The record is from RefSeq and is a predicted model, not a curated record. The coding region runs from base 86 to 490 and encodes 134 amino acids. Gene Ontology annotation, biological process: fatty acid transport. NCBI's taxonomy places the organism in Eukaryota, Metazoa, Chordata, Actinopteri, Characiformes, Serrasalmidae.
CGCGGUGCCGAAAAGCUCAGUGAGUGUUGUGUUGAUACCCGAGUGUCUCUUUGUGGCCAUAGCAACCGCAACAUCAGCUGCGAAGAUGGUUGAUAAAUUUGUGGGAACGUGGAAGAUGAUCAACAGCGAGAACUUCGACGAGUACAUGAAGGCUCUGGGUGUGGGUUUCGCCACCCGCCAGGUAGGAAACAGGACCAAGCCCAACCUUGUAGUGAGUGUGGACGACCAAGGGCUCGUAUGCAUGAAGUCCCAGAGCACCUUUAAGACCACCGAGAUUAAGUUCAAACUGAACGAGUCGUUCGAGGAGACCACGGCUGACGACAGGAAGACGACGACCGUGAUGAGCCUUGACAAUGGCAAACUGCUGCAGAAACAGACCUGGGACGGCAAAGAGACUACAAUAGAGAGGGAAGUGACUGAUGGGAAAUUAAUAGCGAAAUGCAAGAUGGGCGAUGUGGUGGCAGUGAGGACGUAUGUGAAAGAGGCAUAAAGAUAUCCUGAUGUGAUUUGAAGAACGCCUGGCUCAGUUCAAUGAGCAAUAAGACAAAAAAAAGUCCUUUUAUUUUUCUUGUUUUUUCUUGUUUUUUUUUUUUUUUUUCAUUGAUACCAAAGCCAAUGCAUGCGGUGUAUUUUAAGGUGCAUUCAGCAUUAUUCAUUGUGGUUCUUUGAAUAAAGUUCUGAUUUCAUUUGCCUUCAA